CUGGAUGGGCUGUAAGGAGAAACUUUUGUGGGAAAAAGAGCACCCCGAAUUCUUCUUCGGUGUUGAGCUGGAGGCCUGUGGGUAACCUGAGGUUGGGCUCGGGGUUCGAGACCAACCCUCAUCAACGAGUUCUGUGGCUCAGGCGGGUCCCCACCCUCCAGGGCCUCAGUUUCCCUCCAGUAUGCGAGCCGAGGCGACUUUGCGGAUCCGGAGGCCUGGUUCUUUUUUUUUUGGUGACCCUUAUAUGACUUUUGCGAUGAAAGGCAAGGAAGACUGGUCCUUCAGCUGAGGUCUGAUUGCUGCAGGAACACAGUCCGUAGGAGCCACUACACUGUGCUGCAGGUCUUCUGAGCUGGGUCCUACCAUCUCUCUACCUCUCCAUUCCUGUGGGAGGAGCCAUGAAACUGAACAAGAGGAGUGUGGCCCACUAUGCGCUCAGUGAUUCUCCAGCGGACCACACUGGCUUCCUGCGUUGUUGGGGGGGACCGGGUUCCCCACCCACUCCCAGUGGCACUGGCAGAAGAUACUGGUUUGUUCUCAAGGGCAAUCUGCUAUUCUCUUUCGAGAGUAGGGAAAGCCGAGUCCCACUGAGUCUUGUGGUACUGGAGGGCUGCACGGUGGAGCUGGCCGAGGCUCCUGUACCUGAGGAGUUUGCCUUCGCCAUUCGCUUUGAUGCCCCUGGAGUGCGCCCACACCUGCUGGCAGCAGAUGGGCAGGUUGCCCAAGAGGCAUGGGUGAAGGCAUUGUCCCGAGCCAGCUUUGGCUACAUGCGACUUGUGGUACGAGAAUUGGAGAACCAGUUGCAGGAUGCUCGUCAGAGCCUGGCCUUGCAUCGCUGUUCAUCCCAGAGGGCUGUUGCCAGCUGCAGUAAAUCUCAGGCUCCGGAUCACCGGGCUCCAGGCUCUGAGAAUGGCCACUUUCUCCCCAGGGACCGCAAUUCCACUGGUACUGUGGAAGAAAGGGGAAUCCGGCCAAUAGGUCGGGAUUUGACCGAGUGGGAGUUACAGGGCCCUGCUAGCCUCCUUCUAAGCAUGGGACAGAGCCCCGUGUCCCCUGAGACCUCCUGUUUCUCUACCCUGCAUGACUGGUAUGGGAAGGAGAUCAUGGAGCUGAGGCGAGGGUGGCAGCAAAGGGCCAAGGGGAGCCAACCAGAGAGCAAGCCACUGAAUCGGCCCUGAGCCUGGGCCCUUUGGGCUUUGGCCCUGUCCUGCUGGUCAGGACGCCAGGGCCAGAACUUCAGGGGUUAAAUAUUUACUCAUUUACCAGGUUGCUCUGUGUGUGUGUGUGUGUGUGUGUGUGUAUGUGGUGUGUCCCUCCUGCUCUGUAGAGUUUCUCCAGCUUCCAGGUCCUCCCCUCUCACUGGAGUGAACUGAAGAAUCUUGACUUCCUAUUUUCUGAGGCCUAGAAAGGCCAGGUGGCUGAUGGGAAGAUAAUGUAAUACAGGAAGGGGACUGUGCUCUCCUGCCCCUAUAGGAUACACUAGCCGUAAUGUCCAAUAGUCUUGGGCAUCUCAAUGCCAGAAGUGACAGGAAGUGGCUUGAAGACCUAUAUUGAUGUGUCCUGGGCAGGACUUUCUAUAGGAGAAGGUCUUCAGGUGCUAAAGAGGGAUUUCGUCUCUCCCCUGUUCCCUUGUCAAUGUACAGUGCUGGACGUUGCCCGCAGAGAGGCAGGUGGCCUUUUAUACAGGAGAAGCUCUCUUGACUUGUUGUCAUGGCCACUUGUAGGGACUCUUGUCACCUAUCCCGCUUGGUCCUAAGGCUUGUCUGCUGAGGGCCCUCAUAGCUACUCUGUUCUGUAUCAUUCCAAGUAUCUUUUUCUUUUGUUCUAAGGCCAAAUGGCUGGGGCUACAGAGCCAGAAUCCAGACCCGACUGUCCCCUUUAUAUAGAUGAAGUGACAGUGGCUGCGGCUCAAUAGAGAUAUACCCCGUUUCCAAGCAAAAUCUGCCUCUUCCUGACCUCCCUCCUUUCCCUAUCUGGGGCCUUGGGGCAGCCUGACCAAAACUCAUUGAAGCCUAAAAGGUGAACUUUGCCUCCAAGAGACUGAGCUUCAUGGAGUCCGUGGCCAGGGCCAAUUUCUGUGAUGCUAGCUGUGUUUCUCAAGCCUGCUCCUGACAUUAUAGCCAGCUGCCCUCUGCUGUACACGCAGGUACCACAGGCCUUUUCUAAUUUUCUUGUCACAGUGGUUAUUGUUUGCUUUUUAAAUAGUUUUGUCUUUUGGAGACCAGGUCUUACUCUGUAGCCCAUGCAGGUCUGGAACUCCUCCUUAGCUUUGUAAGUGCUGGGAUUAUAGAUAGGAACACCAUGUCACCAUGGGUUUGUUUGUUUGGCAGCAGGACCUGGUGGGAAGGCCUGCUAGCCUCCCAGUUCCCUUCUCCCUUCUAACUAGAACUGUAAAGCUUGCAGGGUUGGCAGCAAAGAGGUAGAGGAGGGUCAGGAGUUCAAGUGCAUCCUUGACUACACCGUGAGUUUUUGGUUAGACUAGGCUACAUGUGAGACCCUUUGAGAAAACUAUUCAUUUUGGUUAUUACAAUCAGCGUGUUUACAAAUGAAGAAUCAGGAGUCAGAGCUGUAAAGCCAUUGUCUGAGGCUAGCAACUGAGUCCGAGAACCUGACUUGGUGGUACAACCUCCAUCAAGCCAGUCCUUCUAUUUGCUUGUUCCCUAGACCUGUAUGGGACCUGCUGUCCACUGCACCCGUUGUACUAGUGUUCACAGACACUAUGAGCUACUCUUGUUUUUUUUGCCACACUAUGUAGUUCUGGCUGACCUGGAACUCACUAUUGUAGAUCAGACUGAACUUGAACUCAGAG
This is a messenger RNA of Arvicanthis niloticus (Nile rat), 2809 nucleotides long. It is a transcript of the gene Pheta2, whose product is annotated as PH domain containing endocytic trafficking adaptor 2. Gene Ontology annotation, cellular component: recycling endosome; early endosome; trans-Golgi network. The record is from RefSeq and is a predicted model, not a curated record. Lineage: Eukaryota; Metazoa; Chordata; Mammalia; Rodentia; Muridae. Gene Ontology annotation, biological process: endosome organization; retrograde transport, endosome to Golgi; receptor recycling.